AUGAAUGUUGUGGUGGUUCCAUUUGAAACCACUGCUCCUGUAACGGCAGCAUUAGUAGAUAUUCCUUCAGAUCCAGACUCACAGUUCGACUCUAGCAGUGACAGUGAAAGUGAUGUGUUAGCUGAAGAUAGUGAUCUGGAUUUGCGAAUGAAAACACCUGUUUUAUCUCAAAUUAUUUCGGAAAGUAAGAGUGAGGACCAUUUUGACAAUGACAGUGAUGAUAAUUUCAGCACUAAUGACGAUUUGCCACUAUCUUCCAUUGCAAAUUUUUUAUGGAGAAAAGAUGUCAGUGCAAUGAACUUUGCUGCCAAUUUUUCAGAGGAAGCUGGUGUACAAGGAAAACUUAAAAAUGACAGUGAAGUUAUGCAACCAAAAGGUGGUAAUUUCAGGCCUCUUUCUAAAGCAGAACUAAAAGUAUUUUUGGCUACAAACAUUCUAAUGGAAAUCAAGAAAACUUGUUAUUAUCGUGAUUGCUGGUCAUCCCAUAAGGAACUUCGAGAUGAAUACAUUUCCUCACUAAUGUUGGUAAAAAGGUUCAGCUGUAUUUUGACACAUAUUCACAUCAAUGACAAUGCUGUUAUGCCUUCAAGGGAGAGCAGAAAUUAUGACAAAUUAUAUAAAAUCCAUCCACUAAUCGAUCAGAUACUGAUGAACUUCAAAGAAUUCUAUGCACCUACUAAGGAGCAAGCUAUAGAUGAAUGCAUGAUAUAUACUGGAAAAAUUGAAGGCAAAGUGGAAAAGUCCUUAGGAGAGAGAAUUGUGAGAGAUAUAUGUAAAAGCUUGGAAGGAAAGGGAUACCACAUAUACUUUGAUAAUUUUUUUACCAGUGUCUCACUUUUACAGAAGCUAAAAGAUGACAGACUUUUUGCCUGUGAAACAAUUAGAUCACACAGAAAAAGACUUCCUAUGCUAAAAACAGACAGAGAGUUGCAAAGAGGAGAGUUUGACUGGUCACUUUGUUCUGAUGGCAUUGCCUGCAUCAAAUGGAAAGACAAAUGUGUAGUCAUGUUGCUGUCUACAAUUGAUUCGCCUGUAUGUGUUGAAGCAGUCAGCCAUAAAGAAAAGGGUGGAAAAAUCACAAAGGUACCUUGUCCAAAAAUAGUGAAAUCGUAUAAUGCAAAUAUGGGAUGUGUUGAUAAGGCAGAUAAGAUGAACAGUUUUUAUGCAAUAGACAGGAAAUCACAAAGUGGAGCAAGUGCUAAGGAUUUUCGAAGAUGUGUUGCCACAGGCCUGGUAGGCAGUAAUGUCUUCAAAGAUAGUCCUGGCCAUCCCAAUACGCCAUCAGAAACAUCUGCCAAAAAAUUCAAAACUCUUGUUUCCCAUGAGAAACGUAUAUCGGAAGCAAAACAUCUGCCAAAAUAUGGAACCUCAAGAAAGGAAUUGCGUUUUACUUUAUCAUCAAAAGUGAUGACAUUUAGCAGGCAGUGGCUCCAUUUGAAACCGCCCUGUAUGUGUUCAGUUUAUUUAAUUGAGAGGGUCAAAAUUGAAGUAAAAUGUGAAAAGGAUUGUCAAAUAAAGAAAACAAAUGAAAAGUUAAGUUUGGAUUUAGUUGGAUGUGGCGUUAGAGUAGAAAGGGAGUCAAAAUUUGAUCAAGUUGGUUAUCAACAUGGGGGCUGGAUCUAG
Messenger RNA from Schistocerca serialis cubense, 1623 nucleotides. RefSeq names its product piggyBac transposable element-derived protein 4-like. NCBI's taxonomy places the organism in Eukaryota, Metazoa, Arthropoda, Insecta, Orthoptera, Acrididae. The transcript is spliced from 9 exons. The coding region runs from base 1 to 1623 and encodes 540 amino acids. The record is from RefSeq and is a predicted model, not a curated record.